GCGGCGUAGUAAAUCCCAGCGCGUAGGCGUUAGACUGCAGCCCUUCGCCUGAGGCCAUACUGCUGAGUCACCUCCAUCGACGGUCUAUACCCCACCGUCAUCCUCUGCCCUUCGCCUGCCCUUCUUAGGCUUCUGCGACCAGGCUCUGUGCAGCAUGAAGCCCGUGAGCCUCAAGGGUCCGUACGUGCUCGGCCGACAGCCUUUGCUGCUCUUGCUUCUGCUGUUGCUGCUACCCCAGCCGGUGGCUCGCGCCCAGACCACGCCGGGUGCCCCCAUUGCCCUGGGCACCCACAGUGCUCCUACCACGCCGAGCACCCCCAUUGCCCUGGGCCUGCGAGAACGAGUGCUGGCUCUGAUGCGAGACUUUCGGCUGGUGGACGGACAUAACGACCUGCCCUUGAUCCUGAGGCAACUUUUCCAGAACAAGCUACAGAACGUUAACCUGCGUAAUUUCAGCCAUGGCCAGACCAGCCUGGACAGGCUUAGAGAUGGCCUUGUGGGUGCCCAGUUCUGGUCAGCCAGUGUCCCAUGCGAGACCCAGGACCGAGAUGCUGUGCGCCUUGCCCUGGAACAGAUUGACCUCAUUCACCGCAUCUGUGCCUCCUACUCUGAACUGGAGCUUGUGACCUCAGCUGAAGGGUUGAACGGCACUCAAAAGCUGGCCUGCCUCAUUGGUGUGGAAGGUGGUCACUCACUGGACAGCAGCCUCGCUGUGCUGCGUACUUUCUAUCUGCUAGGAGUACGCUACCUGACGCUUACCUCUGCCUGCAGUACACCCUGGGCAGAGAGUUCCACCAAGUUCAGACACCACGUCUACACCAACAUCAGUGGAUUAACAACCUUUGGCGAGAAAGUGGUGGAGGAAAUGAACCGCCUGGGCAUGAUGGUAGACUUGUCCUAUGCAUCACAUACCUUGAUGGGGCGAGCCCUGGAGGUAUCAAAGGCUCCUGUGAUCUUCUCCCACUCAGCUGCCAAGGCUGUGUGCGACAAUUUGCUGAAUGUACCUGAUGACAUCCUGCAGCUUCUGAAGAAGAAUGGUGGCAUCGUGAUGGUGACACUGUCCAUGGGCGUGUUGCAGUGCGAUCUGUUUGCUAAUGUGUCCACCGUGGCAGAUCAUUUUGACCACAUCAGAGAAGUCAUUGGAUCUGAGUUCAUUGGGAUUGGUGGAAAUUAUGACGGGUUUGGCCGGUUCCCCCAGGGAUUGGAGGACGUGUCCACAUACCCAGUACUGAUAGAGGAGUUGCUGAGUCGUGGCUGGAAUGAGGAAGAACUUCAGGGUGUCCUCCGAGGAAACCUGCUGCGGGUCUUCAGACAAGUGGAACAGGUGAGAGAAGAAAACAGUGGGCAGAGCCCUGUGGAGGCCGAGCUUCCAGACGGGCAUCUGAGCUUGCCCUGCCACUCCCACCUGCCUGAGCCUCAGAGCGAACACAUGGCUACAGUCCUGGAUGUGACCAAGUGGCCAACCAAUCCUGUGCUCGAGAGGCCCUCAAAAGCCUCCCCACACCUCGUACCAAGCCUCCUGACUGCUGCCACCUUCCCAGUCCCCAUCCUGUGGCUCUGGUGACCUGGCUGGUCUUCGUAGAAGUCAUUGUAACCGAGUCCCACAAAGUUCCCUCCUAAUCAUCCAGCCACAAGCAUAUGCUGAGAAUAAAUAAUUCAG
This is a messenger RNA of Tupaia belangeri chinensis (Chinese tree shrew), 1660 nucleotides long. RefSeq names its product dipeptidase 3 (gene DPEP3). Bases 155 to 1564 code for a protein of 469 amino acids. The record is from RefSeq and is a predicted model, not a curated record. The transcript has 10 exons. NCBI's taxonomy places the organism in Eukaryota, Metazoa, Chordata, Mammalia, Scandentia, Tupaiidae. Gene Ontology annotation, biological process: proteolysis. Gene Ontology annotation, molecular function: metallodipeptidase activity.